Messenger RNA from Penicillium vulpinum, 669 nucleotides. RefSeq lists its product as uncharacterized. NCBI's taxonomy places the organism in Eukaryota, Fungi, Ascomycota, Eurotiomycetes, Eurotiales, Aspergillaceae. The record is from RefSeq and is a predicted model, not a curated record. The transcript has a single exon. The coding region runs from base 1 to 669 and encodes 222 amino acids.
AUGGCGCCUGCGAUCCGCGAGGUUACCCAGACAUUCAUCGAGGAGGGCACCACUGUUGUGCAAGUCGUUACUCUGAAUACCAAGCCGUGGCCAACCUUGAACUUGGUUACAUUCACAGUGACGACUCCACACACGACUGUCCUUCGGGUGAUCGAUACAGCAACUUCUGCACCUGACACAACCAAUUCAGACAAAAGCAGCGGCUUAUCAAAUGCAGACAAAGGCACAAUAGCGGGGUCUAUUCUCGGUGCUGCAGUCUUUCUACUGCUCUUGUACUAUUGUCAUCUAUGUCGUCUGCAGCGGACAUCGACUCGGCGAUCGGCAAAAAUUCCACUUGACCCGAAAGAUCCUGAAGCUUCAGACCCAGCACCACCAGAUCCUUCUCCUACUGACAACCCAUCGAAGAAAAAGAAGACCGUUACCAUAUCCUCUGAUCUUCCUCGAUACUUUCCUCCAUACUCAGCCUCGAAGAGUACCAAGCCGAUCAUUUCACCUCUUGUGAGGAUAACGACAGAAAUGAAUUUGCGCACUGGGCUGGAGACAAGAGCGGGAAGAUUAGGACAACCGGUUCGCUUUUUGAUUCGAGAACGGGAGAAACCGCCGAGGGUUAAGAAGCGCCGGAGGCAUAGGCGUCGAAGCAAACACAAAGCAAAGGCUGAUCAGCAUUGA